AUGACUGAAUUGUCUGUCAACUAUCAAAUGGAUAACGCCUUGCAUAUUUUGUGGGAAAGAAUCAGGGAGAUAUCUAAAUCAAAAGAUUUACCCACUGAGUCUCGAGAUCUUGAAAUUUUAAGAUUAAUGGAUCUGCAAAAUGAUUUGGAUCUUGAAAUCCAAAAGGAACAUGAAAAGAAAUUAAACAACCUAAUACAAUCAUUAGACCUUGAAGAAAUUAACGCUAUUCCGAUAAUGCAAACCGGAUUACAAGCCCAUAUCGAUUUCAAGGUUAACAACAGAAAAGGAGCAAGAGCAAUUUCGUUAAAAGUUAAGGAUGUUAUGGAAAAUCAAGCAAGUUUCCCUGGAUACGGAACGAUCAAGAAAAUAACCCCUCAAACGGCUAAGGAUAUUGCUGACAUGCAAAGUAGAAGAAAGGAAAUGCUUAACGAGCUCGUUUUAAUUGAAAGAAAGGCAGAAAAAUCUCCAGAAGAUAUAGAACGUAAAAAUCAAAUAAUGGAAACCUUAAAAAUGCAACAGGAAAGAAUCAAAGGCGUAUAA
Messenger RNA from Trichomonas vaginalis G3, 540 nucleotides. RefSeq lists its product as uncharacterized. The record is from RefSeq and is a predicted model, not a curated record. The transcript has a single exon. The coding region runs from base 1 to 540 and encodes 179 amino acids. NCBI's taxonomy places the organism in Eukaryota, Parabasalia, Trichomonadida, Trichomonadidae.